AUGUCGUUUACUCGAGUAGCCGUUCUUAAUGAUGUGUUACUGUUAUUGCUGCUUAUUACUGUCACAAACGGGCACCCACUUCGAGAAGAUCGCUCGAGCGAGGAAGAUCAAGCAACUGAGGAGCUAUUCGAUGCCUCCGAAGUGGAAGAUGGGAAUCUGAAUCGAAAUAGAUUCGCUACACCACUAGCUGAUCCUGCUGAAAACAAGAAUGAGAUUCACGCAGAAAUGGAUUCAAAAGAAAGAGAAUCAAGAGAACUUGACGAGAUGUUGCUGCAGUUGCUGGAACGACGAAAUCAAUUGGCUGUUCGUUCGAAGGCAAAGAGAAUGAAGUUGAUCGCAAGGGAGACACGGAAUGUUGCAGAAGGUGCCAAGAAGCAUGCCUCAAGAAGGAUGAAAACACGGUGUUUCUUCAAUCCAGUUACUUGUUGA
Molecule: messenger RNA, 429 nt
Organism: Anisakis simplex (herring worm)
Lineage: Eukaryota; Metazoa; Nematoda; Chromadorea; Rhabditida; Anisakidae
Source: the annotation of a GenBank genome assembly